CGGACCGGCCGCCUCAGCUUCCACCCCACGGCCCCCUUCACCACCACCAGCACCAUGGACGACCGCGACGAUCUCUACCUGAUGGAAGAAGAGCUCGAGGAUGGCCGCUAUUACGACGACGUAGACGAUUUGAGCCCGCAACAGCGACUCAAGCGCGUGCUGUACCCUCCGCGACUCAUGGUGGACUUCAAGAGCUUGGGCGUUGAAGCUCUGAGACGCUAUGCCAAGUUCUACCACCUUAAGUUCGACGACGAGGCCGAGAAAGAGGACUUGGCUGCUCAAGUGGCUCGUCACUUCGACAUGUCACUGGAAGUGGAGGAAGACGACUCCAUCGUCGCCUUCAUGCAGCGUCUGCGUAACGGCGAGCGGACGUCGGUCAAGCGCUCGACAGUCCGUGACAAGGAGCGGAAGGCGCAGGCCGCCGCCGACAAGGCCAAGCGCAAGUCCAACAGCCACAAGCGCCAACGUGACCACUCGGUGUCGGUCUCGUCCGGCCGCAACACGACCAACAGCUCGGGUCACAACACGAGCAACGGCAACGCCAACAGCUCGUCCACUCACGGACAGGGCACCAGCCACUCGAGCGGAUCCACUAACGGCCACAGCGGACGUGGACACGGUGAAGGACGCAAGGCUCCACCGAGCAACUCGAAGCCUUCCAACGCGUCCACUGGCAAGAACAAGAAGACGAAGAAGGACGCAGACACGGGCGAGGACAACGAACUGUAUUGCAUCUGUAACCUGCCCAGUUACGGUAAUAUGAUCGCGUGCGACGGGAAGACGUGCCCCAACCCGUCGCAAUGGUACCAUCUCGAGUGUGUGGGUCUGGCGGACGGCCGCCAUCCGGACACGUGGUUGUGUCCGGAGUGCGACCCCAAGGGCUUCUCCGGUGGCUCCUCUCACAGCCACAAGAAGAAGAAGAACAAACGCUCCAAGUCUCCUGGCAACAAGUAAAAAAAAAAAGUUCUUCUCCAAAGCGUGACGUCGCGAAAGAAAACACCAGCUGCCGCGUGAUGUUCCCUUUCGACGUUGCACCCAAUACUGCUUGUCUUCGAUUCAUUCAAAUAUAGCUAUACUGUUGAUCGCUUA
This is a messenger RNA of Phytophthora infestans T30-4, 1089 nucleotides long. RefSeq lists its product as uncharacterized. Bases 55 to 954 code for a protein of 299 amino acids. Lineage: Eukaryota; Oomycota; Peronosporomycetes; Peronosporales; Peronosporaceae. The record is from RefSeq and is a predicted model, not a curated record. The transcript is spliced from 4 exons.